Messenger RNA from Pocillopora meandrina, 1494 nucleotides. Lineage: Eukaryota; Metazoa; Cnidaria; Anthozoa; Scleractinia; Pocilloporidae. The record is from the annotation of a GenBank genome assembly.
GUACACACUGAAAAGUUCGCAAGGAAAUACAGCUCCAUGUUUCUAAACCUUUUCUGGAAGACAACCGUUGAAAGGACAACGAUGAAAGGACUUGUUUUCAUAACCGCGAUUGUAUGCUUUUGGUUAACGUAUGGUAAGUCUAAAGCACUGCAUUGAAAUGUGACCAAAGCUAUUUUACCACAAUCGAAACUUAAAGGGAACUGGAGGGAAAUGAAGCUUGUCGUCAAAUAUCUUGACUUAAAGUCGACUUGAUUUAAUGUGCUAGAUUUGAACGUCAAAUGAUACGGGAAAUAGCAUUCAGAGCAUUCAGAGAGUUACUGCGCUCAGAUUCCUUGCUCGGCAGGGAGCAAGUAACUGAGGGAGAGAUAUGAUAUCGAGAGAUAUGUCGCGAAACCCAGAAACUCUACAUCUUAUGUGACACAAGAGGUAGGGAAACAGUCGGCUAGAACACCUUGAGCACCUGUGAACAUUCCUUUUCUAAAAUUCAUCUUUUCCUUAAGUUGUGCUAAUUUCUACAAACUGAGAGUUUAAAGCUAACAUUUUUUGUUGGUUUCUUAUCGAAAGCUGGUGGAUUCAAUUGUUAUCUGUGCAAAGGUAUGCAGUCCUCCCUCCAAGCAUGCGAUAACAAGAUCCAGAAGGCUAAUUGUUCGACGCAUGCAAAAGGCGCUGACCGCUGUGGAAUCUUCUCGUUCGUUAAUACUUCUGGCACCAGAGUUUACGGCAAGAGUUGUGUAUAUGAGAGAUUUUGCGAAAGCGCAGAGAAAUUCUGUAAAAGCGUGUCACAGGAUUUUGGAAAAGGUAUCACAGGGUGUACAAUCAGGUGUUGUAGCGAGGAAUACUGUAAUUACGAUUCUAAUACUGUCAGUGUUCCCAAGCAGUUUGCUGACGACUCUGAAGAUUGUGGUUGGGUUGAUGGAAGUGUGUCGCAAGGGGUCAGUGGCUUUCUUCACGGAGCAUGCGCACUCUACGCCAUGGCAAUGGUCAAAUAAGUAUCAUUAGCGACUGGGAUAGACUACGAGCAGUCCCACCUUUACGGCGAGUCCGUCGCGCUAGUCUAAAAACAUCAGCGAAAAAAAAUUAACGUUAGUGCGCCACGGAGAGCUCUGGGCACGCUAACAUCAUCUUUUUCCCUCGCUGUUUUUUUUUCGGACUUGUGCGACGGACUUCGUCGAUAAGGAGGAACUGGUCGUAGUCUACGACUGGGAGGAAACCUUAGAAACAUUUUCGUUUGCCGUGACUUACAGAUUUUGUGAUUGAACUGUUAUUUAAUAAGAAAUUGGCGUUUGAUUGGAAGAGAGAAGUGUUACCAAUAUAUAUUAAUUUCUUUCGCUGAAAAUGAUGACGAUUGGAAACUUUUAAAAGGAGUCAGUAGGUUUAUAUUAGCUGAUUAGUUUCUCUAAACUUCUGUACUAACAAUAUCCCAUGCUUCUGUUCUGUUACGAUGGUCCUUGCGAUAUAUGCGAGGUAUCUGUUUGCUAAUUUACGCUUUCUUGA